This is a messenger RNA of Haliotis rufescens (red abalone), 11470 nucleotides long. Its product is annotated as dual specificity protein phosphatase 16-like. The record is from RefSeq and is a predicted model, not a curated record. Gene Ontology annotation, biological process: negative regulation of MAPK cascade; protein dephosphorylation. Lineage: Eukaryota; Metazoa; Mollusca; Gastropoda; Lepetellida; Haliotidae. The transcript is spliced from 10 exons. Gene Ontology annotation, molecular function: MAP kinase tyrosine/serine/threonine phosphatase activity; protein tyrosine/threonine phosphatase activity. Gene Ontology annotation, cellular component: cytoplasm. The coding region runs from base 419 to 3358 and encodes 979 amino acids.
CAGUGUUUGAAAAUGGCUGUAGGAUCUGUUUUGAAGAUAUGUUACGUAUAUUUUAUUAAUCUCAAUGUGUCAUAGUUAUUCCAACAAUACUCCGGUACACCAGAAACACUUACAUCAACGAGAACAGCCAGUGACAAGUUGGAUAUGUGUGUGCCGUAGCAUCAGGCGGACAACUUCACUAGAACCAUGUUGAAUCGUCUGUCAGCGACAUUGACCAUGCCUGGAGCAUGCAGUAAGACAGGCCCCACCCCCCUCCCUGUGGCUCCACCCCAGAGGUUCUACACGACACCCUGGUACGUCGCGGUCAGAAGCAUGUGAUGGAGGGACAACAUACGGACCAUGUCAGGAGACGCUUGUGUUCCUAUUAAGGGUUUUAAAUUCAAAGUUUCUGUGAUACAUUAAGGAUAUACUGUUAACGAUGGCCCUGAUCAUGGACACAAGUGAGGUGCCAUGUGACCCCUCCAUGGUGGACGAGAACGGUAAUGGUCUUCCGUGGGGACUUACCGAUCAUAACGGGCUUGUUGAUGUGCUGAAGAAAAGAUGUGAGAAGGUCCUGGUGAUUGACAGUCGGUCAUUCCUCGAGUUCAACACCAGCCACAUUCAACAGAGCGUAAAUGUAUGCUGCUCCAAACUGGUCAAGAGGCGUCUUCAGCAGGACAUGGUACACGUUAGAGACCUGCUGGCACAGACAUGUCAUGCGGAUAUUGACGAGAGUUGGAAUGUCAUCGUGUACGAUCAGUGCACAGAGGACCCCUCCCUCUUCACCGAGGACAACUUUGUCUACGUUCUGUUACGCAAACUGGCACAUGUCUACAACUCCGUCACUUUCCUCAAAGGGGGGUUCUUGGCAUUCCAAGCCAUGCACCCUUCUCUGUGUGAGAGCAAGUCGAGCUGCAGUUACAAGUGUGCCCCCCUCACCUCGCUGUCCCAGCCCUGUCUCCCUGUCACCAACAUCGGACCAACGCGAAUCCUGCCCUUCCUCUACCUGGGCUCACAGCGAGAUGCCCUCUCUCAGGAAACAGUUCAGGUAAAUGGGAUUAACUACAUCCUAAACUUGAGUACAAACUGCGGACAGCCACCAUUUGUCCAAGAUGGCCACUUCCUUCGCAUUCCAGUCAAUGACAAUUACAGUGAGAAGCUGCUGCCAUAUUUCUACCAAGCAUUCCAGUUCAUUGACAAGGUGCGUGAGGCAAAUGGCUGUGUACUGGUGCACUGCCUGGCGGGGAUCUCCCGCUCACCCACACUUGCUAUUGCCUACAUCAUGGAUCACAUGAAGAUGUCUUCUGACGACGCCUACAGGUACGUCAAGGACAAGCGACCAACCAUAUCACCAAACUUUAACUUCCUUGGGCAACUUUUAGACUUUGAAAAGCAGUUGCGACAAGGUCUGAGUGAAAGUGGCAAGAAAUCCCCUGAUGGUGCAGCUAAGACUUACGAACAUCGACCAACUCCCUUUGUGAUGGAUUUGCAGUUGUGUAGUCCAUCCUCACCUGUAACAAAGUCUUUCAACAGGCACCCGAUCUACUUGGAAACCGGAUUUCCAUGUGGGGACACAACUGUGAAACUUGCAGCUUCAUCGACACAGACAGCAGCAGCAGCAGCGGCGGCAGCAGCAGCAGCAGCAGCAGCAGCAGAGGAGGCAGCACAACCAGAGGUGGAGGACCAAAGUGGACCGUGUGCAGAAAGUGGUGUUGAGAGUGUGUCCGUCUGUGCUAGCUCAGACAAUCAGACAGAGGAUCCUCGUCUCAUUCUUCCUCUCACCUCGGACAUCUCCUCCUCAUGUGAACUCAUGGACACAGUCACACUCAGAAAGAAGUGCGCUCAUCCUCAGUCGUUAUCUCUGGGUGUUCAGCAGCAAGAAUCAAUGCAAGUAGAUUCGAGUCCAAGUGAUGGGACAUUUGUGAAGGAUCAUAUGACCCUAGAGACUAAGACAAUUCGUUCCACCAGAAGGAAAUUCUCACUCAAUCUCAGUCCAGUGACAAUGAGUCCAAUUUUUCCAUCAGCUAGUUCACCUCAGACUCGACCAGUUUCAAUGGAUAGCUUUAAAGUACAGUCUCCAAUGAAAAGGACAUCUACGCCGAGUCGGCCUACAUCUCUCGAAGGGUUAUCUUUGCCUUCUUCUGAGAACAAUACACCAUCAACACCAAGCAAGCCGUUCUCAUUGCUUGGACUGCUUCCUUCUGAAAGUAACACACCAUCAUCAAAAUCCAAACAUUUGAGGUUGCCAGGAGCAAGCUCUAGCUCAGGAGUUCCCUUUAGUCUUCAGUCACCAACGACAGCCAUGGCCAAACUCAACUUCAGUCCGACACUUGCGGAGCAGAUGGAAACUGUCACUGUGGAGAAUGAGUCCCAGGUUCACAACUUUCCAGCUACCUCACUUGACAAACUCAGCUUCACUCCAUGCCUGGCUAGUGACGACAGCCCUGGCAAGCAUAAAGGAGCAGGAGCCACAAAGCGACCAAUCAGCACAGCUUCAACAGAUUCUAAAUCCUCGGAGCCAAUAUCACCCAUGUCCAUCAGUAGUGUUAGCUCUAGCAGCAGUGCAUCUGUGCCCUCGCCUGUCACUAACAAAGUUGUGUUACGCUCCAAGAAGCCAUCGUCUCGGAGUUCUCCCAGUUCAAGCACCUCUCCAGUGUCAGAGACCAAAUCUCUAGAACCUUCUUCACCCAUGUCCAUAAGUAGUAGUUCUUCUGGAUCUAGUGUCACAUCACCAACGGCAACGACCUCCAAGGUCAUUUUACGAUCUCGUGAGAACAAGGCAAAGCGACCAAUGGUACGCCCCAACAGUAUUGCCUUCUCUACUUAUCCUACCUUCGACCUUGGCUCUGACUGUCAAGACUCGCCGACAUCCGGCAGUGCGUCUCAGGAUGACACGUCAGAGGCUUACAUGUUACAGAACAGUAAGAAAUCAAAACAGGAGGAUUCAGAAAGUGACUCUUUAUCAGAGAAGAAAUUCAGGUGGGGCAAAUACUCUGAAAGAGAAGUGUAUAAACAAAUCACUGCUGCAAUGAAUAGUGCUAUGUUACGGACCAGAGUGUACGAAGCCUCUCGGAAAGCUCGCAGUUUGGACGAUAUAUUAAGUUCCGAGGAAGGUAAUGCUAGUAGUGACUGUGAUUGCACAAUGUUCGGGAAGAUUCCACGACGCUGCGGCCCAGGCGACAGGUUCACAUCUCCAUCCUCAUUCUUCGAUCACCUUCCGUGUCGGUGUCGUGGGUCAUCCGACCCGUACCAAUCUAAUAGCAGCAUAUCCUCGAGUGGCAGUCACAGCUCACUGCAUGGGAGUCUGGAGAUCAUUCAGCUCUCCAACUUGGCUCCCCCUAGAAAUCCUCAAAGCAGAAAAAGACUUCCUCACCGCUGAGGAAGGGUAAGUGAUGAGAGACUAUAUCAGUGUACUCAGGGGUGCUUUGUGCCUUAGUGCAUGUGAGGAGGACGGCCAUGUUUGGGACAUUCGCCAUCACAAGUAUUAAGGGAUCUCCCGACCAAAGGAUUUGUUUUUAACUAAAAAAUAUUGUCAACAUUUUUACUUUUCUAUGUAAACACUUAAUUCUCAUUGUGUUUUGUAAAGAAUUUUGAGAUUUUUUUACAAUUUGAUAAGUGGUAAAUCUGCACAGAUCUCUCUAGUUCACCUCAUUUGAUGUUUUUCUUGUGUUGUGGUUCACACUUUUAUCAAAACAGUUUAGAAGUAAUGGCUUGAAAUUGAAAGAACCUGAAUUAAGAUGCUGCUAAUUUGGUCCCAGAUAUAGUGUUCUGCAUGGUAAAACCCCAGAGUGAUGGAGACGAAGGCUGUCAUACAGACCUCCAUUCCUUGCAGUAACACAGUACACACUGCCUAAUCGUUUUCCCCAGUUCUCCAUCCCCCCAUCCCAGCAUUCGAACCACUUGUCCUGCAUUUGAUCAUAACGAAAGAGCAAGUUCAGCAUUUUAUAAUUGUUAAAUGUUUCAAUUUCAAGUGAAAUGCAUGAUGUUAAAUUUUUUCAUUUCAAGUUUGGGUUUCAUUUAAAGGAUUUAGUUUUUGAUUUGUAGUAGUAACUUUAUUUAUAGACAUUAUCACAAUGGUUAAUUUACAAUACAAGAACACUAUUGCCAUAAUGAAGCAUUGCAACAGUUUGCAGUCUACCACUAGAAAUAAUUUCAGGAUGACACAGGUGAAUGAAAGCCCAUUUAUGUUCAACAUUUUGUAAAAAUCUCUGACCUUUAUGAAAGACCCUGGUUACUGUAUAACGUCCCUGCAGUUUUCUGUUCAUGUUCUUCGAUACCGUAUUUAUCCCCAUAUUAUUAAUUAAUGCAGUAAAUUAUCAUAUGUAUUUUUUACCAUCUAUCAGCGUAUCUCACUAAACUCUUAUCUAUAAAGGAUCAGUGUUUAAUUAUAAAUGGAAGAUGUUUAAUGUAGUGGUUUACUGUGAACUGUUGCUGUGUUAAAAAGACUGGGACCCACUUCACCAGAUACCUCAUUGAGAUCAGCUGAUUCCCACUCACUGAUACACAGCGCACUCUCUCAAUGCAUGAAUGGUUGUUAUUAUUUUCUUUAAGUUAUGACAGCAUAUUAACUAUUUACAAGUCAGCAUACCAGUUGGUUAUAAAUCGAGACCUGAAAUUGCAAGCGUUGAAUGCACUUAGUGUAUGCACUACAAGCAUGGAGAAGUACUACACAAUGGUUGUGUAUCGUGAUACUGUUAGUCCUUGUUCCCACAACUCUCUCUCUCUCUGUAUGUUUGUGAGCCAGACUCUGCAUGAUGGCUGUGAACAUCUAUAGGAAAUGAUUCAUUAACCCUUUAUAUGGAGUACCCUUUGCUGACUGCGCUCCUGUGUGAUGUUCUCCUCUGGCUAGAAAACAAUGGGUUAAUAACAAGACAUGUGACAAUAAGAGAGCUGUAUCACAACCAAAUUGUUAUUUCACCUUGUAUUUCCUGGUCAGAAUAUGUAAACCAUACACACAUGGUCACUCACAACAUUUCUGUUGUUUUUAAUGGGCCCUAAUUAUGAAUAAUCUUUUAUCUGAGCUCUACAUUUCCUGUGGAUAGAAUGGUGCUGUUCAAACCCAGGUCAAACAGCCAGGGACCAAUCACUUUCGAGCGGAAGUAAUCCAAAAGACUAAAUGUUUAUAAAAAUGUUCUCAUGGAGAACACAAAGUUGUCCUAAUUAACUGUAUAAGAGUAAGUAAAGAAACUGAAAUUUUCUCCUUGCUUUCUGUACAGUUUGUCCACUGAUCCUUUUGUGGUCCAACAUUGUCUGUUUUCCCCCAUCUUUCUGAGGCAAGAGAGUCUACUGACUAUAAUAGUCCAGUAGUAUAAGUAAGUCCAGUUUCCAACCUUGCCGACUUAGGCUGGCAUUAUGGAGUUGUAUUUUGGCUGGACUAAAGAGUCAAUGAAUAGUCCAAUCAAAAUUGCGGAAUGAAAUCGACAUCCAGUUCAUAAAGCCGAUUUUGGUCGAAUGCUGGAUUUGCAAAACAUGUGUUCCGUCAACUUAGCAUCAACAGAUAUUUUCCAAAUCUUUUUUCCAAUGUUUUUACAAGGUGCUCACAUGAUUUGAUGUACUUCGGUAAGUAAGAUCUGUUUUAUUACGAAAUAGAUCUUGAUUAUCGAUCAGAUCGUCUUGACUGGGCACCACCAUUUUGUUGGAAGCAAAUGCAAGUAAUAUGAGAGGUGGAAUCUGAUUUGUCAAUAGGCGGGACAUAGAUGGGACAUAACUUGUAACAGCCACUUGUGGCGCUAUGAUUGAACCCAGAAAUUCCAUCCUAGUUCAGCAAAGAUGGGAACUAGACUUUUACAGUCAGUUAACUCCCUUGCCUUGGGAAGAUGGUUUUCCCCUACACAGAGAGGAUUUGAGGCCACAGAUGUUUCUAGAAAACUGGUCAUUGUGGAGAGUUGGUGAAGACAAGAACCUUGUGAUUUGUUACCUCUAUACAUAGUUCAGGUUAGCUGUGAUCGUUGGAAUGUACAGGAGAGUGUUUUAUCUAAAAUGACUCAUGAAUGUUGCAAGAUUGUUGUUGAAUGUUUACUGUCCCACUGUUCUUCACCAUCUAUAUUCUAUUUACUGAUGUAUCGGUCAUGUGAUAAAUUGUUUUGUAAGUGAUAAUGUGAUGGUUCAUAGUUAUAUUAACAUUGUUUGUAUUUCAAGAGAAAUGUCACUUUUAUGAAAUAAGAUGUAUUUCUACAACUGGCUGUAGACAGGCAAUGAUGAGAUGUUUGUCCUCUAUCGUCUUCAGACUUCACAUGAGCAUAUGUAAGGAAAACUGCACAGUGCCACAUUCUUUGAUGCUGUUGGCUAUUGAUGAAAACCAUUGGCGCUCUAUAUAUACCGUAUUACACCACAAACCAUUUUGUCCCAAUCCUCCAGGUUUUCUUCAACUAUACAUGAGAUUUUGCUGGUCAGAAAACAGACUUUUAUUCUGACCUUGUCCUCGAUAAGAAAUGACGCUUUGAUAAUAUAUACUGCUCAAAAGAAAUAAAAGGACACCCGAUUCUUUCAUAUUACUAUAGUUAUGUCAUGACCUCUUAGUCUGUGAAAACAUUUCUUUAAAAUAAUUCUUUCUUUCUUUUUCGAAAGAACCUUACCUCCUCUGGUGUUGAAUCAAGGAAACUAGAUUUGCCAAGGCUUUUAGUGAAAAAUAAAUAUAUAUAUAAGUUUCACAGUCAUGGCCCAAGACUAGGCAUGACAGAUUAACUAUAGUUAUAUGAACAAAAUGGGUGUUAUUUAACUUCUUUUGAAAAGUAUAUAAAGUUUCAUUUUAAGGAAGAGAAUUUAUGGAUGUCAACUUCUUUAUUUGGAGGAACACAUCAUUUUGGAGUAUAUGUCCACUCGGUCAUCAGGUGAUGAAGGAGUUAGCACAUACAUGUACUCCGAAACGUGUUCCCCAAAAUAAAGAAGUUGACAUCCAUGAAUUCUUUUCCUUAUGCCUUUCAAAGACAAGUUUCAUUUUGUGUUAAUAAAAAGAAACCGAUUGAGAUUCUACAAAUGUUAUAACAGUGGUGUAUUGUAUAUUCUGUACCACUAGCUCUCAUCAGUGCAGUUCUACUGUAUAUGUUCCAUGCUGUUUCCCCAGGCUUCAACAGCCAGAUCUCGUGUGCUAGGUAAGAGGGACAGUGUAUGAUGCACGUUACGUGUCACUGUACAUACAUGUAUAGGUACAAGGGAAGAUGGAUAUCUACCGUAUUUCCCCAUCUUCAUCUCCACUAUAUUCAGCUACGGUGUAUACCUGGUGUAUACCUUGUACAUGCCAGUAAUUUAUUUUUUACACAUUGGCAACCCUAGCAGUAUUUUGCUAUUGUCUUUGGAACUGUUUGAUACCCAAGUAGAAUUGUUGUGGGCGUAUCCUCACUCUCCCAGUGGACACUGUCUAGUCUCUAUGUAGAUAUCUCUGUAUAUGUAUGAAUGGUUUAUAGCAAAUCAACCCUUUAUCCUGACACUGUGACUAGUGACCCGCCUGGAAGGCUGUGUGUAGUGGGAGGGAGGGGGCAACACAUCGGAUUCACAAGUAUUUUUCACGAAUCCAUUAUUUUUGUACACUUAAGCGUCAUACCUCUCAACUACUUCAUUCAGUAACACUUACAGACAAGGUACCGGUACUGACAUUUUGAAAAUGUCACUGAAAUUUUGGACACACUCAUUUCCAGAUUGUUAUUCUCCAAGACAUCUUGAAUCAAGAUUCUUGAUAUACACAACAUUUUGUAUUUUGUCAAUUGUUAAUUAAUCAGCAUUAAUUUUGUCAAAACACUUUUUCACAAUGCUGUAAAACACGGAACUGUUUUGAAACGAUUUUUCUUUCAAGUUCUCAGCUGAUAUGAAAGUUAAUCAAAACCCAGUCAUGUCCCUUCAAGUAUAAAAUAUGCAUGUCUGACUGUUUUCACUGUCUUUUCAUUCAUUGUUGAAUAUUGUGAACAUUAUGGGCUGUGCAGUUAAAUGUAUAUACCAUGAAAGGAUGUCUCCUAUUUUGUAAAGCCGCCAGAAUGUGAUUAUUCUGGGAUUGUGAUAGACAAGGAAACUGCUGCAUACAAGAGGGAGAUGACGCUGCUAUCUUGCAUCACAGGAUCUUCGUACCACCUCAUAUCAUCCUCUGUUAUCACACUUGAAAUGUUUGUCAUGGACGUACGGACAACUCCGCGACAUCUGUGCAUCUCACUGAUCUCAUGUGCACUUGCUGCUAGGCUUCUACAUGGAGGAACCGUCGUUGCUUUGAGCUGUUGCUGAAUUAUUGUUGAGCUUAUUUUGUCUUUUGUUUGGUUGGGAGAAUAGUGAUGUGAAAUCACAUCUCCAUAUUUGUUGAGUUUUUCUGACACAUUUGUUUAGAACUGGUAGGUCAGUUCAAUUUUCAAAACAAGAGCAAGGCUAGGGCCCCACUGGGAAUUUCAAAUGUUAAAGUUGCGGAAAACGUUGAAAUAUUGGUAUGAAAAUAAUCAGACUUGUUCAAAUUGCUAACAUCUACCCUUUUUUCUUUCUUAUGCUUGCAAGUUUUGGACUUUGAUAUAACCGAAUUCCAAAUUGUUGCUAAAUGAGUGAAAAUGGGACAAUUCUUCAACUUCCAAGAGAAAAUCUGUGUAUGAGUAAGUCUGUGACACCCGAUGAAUGUUUGUACUGUCUUAGCUACAUCUCCUAAGUAAUCAGCUUGGGGAAAAGUCUUGUCAUGUCCAAACAUUAGAAAAAUGCUUCCUCAAAACCUUGAAAGUCAACCUGAUACAUUUUCACCUUACCAUGCAAAGUCUAAUUUUCAUUCAUACCAACAUAUUUCUUAACAUUCAUUCUGAUUUGCAAAGGCUUUCCUCAUUUCCUGAAUUAGUCAUAUCUCAUGGGCAAAAAGUGCCCUAAUCAACGUAGCUUUUUCUUUCUAGAGGACAAAACUAAAUCCAAUAGAGUUUUAUAGAUCUGCUUCCUUAGGAUAUCUUUUGCACAGUUUAAGGGUUGGUUUUGCUCAACAAAAUGAUUAAGUUAGUUUCAACCCAGUUUGGCUCAUCCAGCCGUUUGUUACAUGACAGCUCAUUAUAAGGAUGUAUCUUUAGCAGAAUGUUCCCAUUCAGAGAUAUGUGGGGCGGUCGGGUAGCCUAGUGGUUAAAGCGUUCGCUCGUCACGCCGAAGAUCCGGGUUCGAAUCCCGACAUGGGUACAAUGUGUGAAGCCCAUUUCUGGUGUCCCCUGCCGUGAUAUUGCUGGGAUAUUGCUAAAAGCGGCGUAAAACCAAACUCACUCACUCACUCAGAGAUAUGUGUUUCAGUGUAGUAAGAAAGCACAUUGGUUGUUUAGAUGGUGUUAGAUCAGUUGAAUAUACCACAAACUACAGCACUUUGAUAUGGCAUCCGCACACACUGUUGUUUUAGACAUACACAAUAGAUUUGUAGUCUUGAUGUUAACAUCUGAAUUCAGAAGAAAAACAAGAAUUUAUAUGAAAUCAGAUACAUUGAGAAGAUUUGUAUUAAAUGUCUGGGUAACUAUCACUGAAUGUGAAAUGAUAUUUGAAGAAUUACAUGGGAUACAACUAUUGACAAUUUUGUAUUAUUGGCUGUUGUAGGCUAUUGUUAUUAUUAAGUGUCCCCUGAAACGAGCAAUCAUGUGGAUGUUGUCAGCAUGUGGACUGGAACACGGGAGAAGCAGCUUCAGUGUACACCAGUCACAUGAAGUGUUUCAAUGUAGUAGACCACUCUAACAUAUUGACAAGAGAAAAGGCUCUUUUUCCCAGGAUUUUAUUAACUAUAUCCAGACCAUUUUUAUUUCUUGUUUUUGUUGAUUUUCUUGCCCAGUAUACUACAGUUCUGGAAGCAGUUUGCUGGUCAGUUACAAAUAAAGCGACAAAACCCUUUCCAUAUCCAAUAUUGGCCGAUUGUACGAUUCCGACUAUAUCAUGAGCAUGUGUUUAUGAAUCACUAUCAAGUAGUAAUGAUACCAAGGGUAAAAGUCAUGUUUUUCUUGUUAGACUUUGAUCAUUAAAUUGAAAUUAUGAUUGAUUUUAUGGUAAAAGAAGAGAAAAAACACUUAGUUUGACAUGGUUUUUCAAUUUGAAAUAGGCAUACUUUUGAAAGUACACAGUGUUUUGAUUUCAUUUCAGGAAACUUACGAAAUAAGAAAGAAUAAUUUGUUGUUGAAAAACUAUGUGAUAAAUAUAGCCUUUCACAACAUCCAGGUGAUACUGCUAGCAAUGCUCACUGAAAUGUAGAACUAUGUGUUUCAUUGCAUGUUCCUUGUCCCUGACUGCUGUGUGUAUAGAAGAUGAUCCUCCACAUCAGAGAGAUGAUAGGUCCACGUAUUGCACAGUUGUGUAUCAGCAUCCUCAGUUCCCUGCUCUGUCAUUGGGCGAUCUUAUGUCAUGGGCAUACCUCACACACUACUCCAUCAUCAUCAGGGAGUCUCAGUAUAGACAGUCAACUCUAGAUAGAACUCGACAAACGGAAUUCUGUUGGUAUGGCCAUAAUGAAUAUUUAGAAGUGGUUUAUGUUAUAUUAUUUUAAUUCUUUGAAACGUGCCUUUUCUUUCUGGACAAGUCCUCUUGCAGUGUCAGUGGGCAACUUGUGAAUGUCACUGUAAUGCAAUGAGUUUUAGGGAGUUUGGACAGAAGUUGAUUGGGAAGGAAACUUGGGCAUCUUCGUUGUGGUCUGGUCUGAAAUUUGCUAUUCUUAUGAACAAUAACAUUAUUACCAUUGUAUAGCUGAGGGCUCCUUAUAUGCAACACUGUUGUAUCUUGAGUUGACUGUACUGUGCUCUGUCUAUACAUUUUCGCACCUGAACAAUCUAUGCAUACCAACCUGAUACCUUCUUAAUCUGAAUAGAACUGAUAAAAGUCUAUUUUUGGUGAUCAGUGGAACCAGCACAACAGUCAUUAAAGAAAUGAGUAGUGUGUUAGGUAUGUUCCAUGCUGUCCUUUCAGUGUUGACCCAGUGUGUUACAUUGUUAUCUGUUGCUGCUUCAUUCCCCAGACCCCAACUCAUCUCACCCCUGUCACAUGACUCCAUCUCACCCUUCUGUCACAGCUCUUCAUCUCACCCUUGUCACAUGACUUCAUCUCACCCUUUUGUCACAGCUCUUCAUCUCACCCUUGUCACAUGACAUCUUACCCUUCUGUCACAGAAGAUUUUAUGUCGCCCUUCUCUCACAGAGGAAGUCAUCUCACCCUUGUCACUACGCUUCAUCUGACCCUUUUGUCAUAUUGGACCUCAUUUCACCCUGCUGUCAGAGGUCUUUUUCACCCUUCUGCAACAGAGGACUUCAUCUCACCCUUCUGUCACAGGACUUUAUCCUCACCCUUCUGUCACAGAGGACUUGAUUUCCCCCUCCUGUAGCAGAGGACCUCAUUUGACCCCUCCUGUCAAGGGUGUCUCUUCAUUUGUGUGUGAUAAUGCAUCUCUAAUGACAGAAACAGGUUGGAUAGAUUGGUGACAAUUUUCUAUUGUUUCUUGGUGUCAGAUCCUUGUUACUGAAUUUAUCAGAUUUUAUUCAUCAGUUGUAAUAUAUGGUGGUGUGGUUAUCAAUAAAAUAUCUUUGCAAUAAAA